This is a messenger RNA of Phalaenopsis equestris, 429 nucleotides long. RefSeq lists its product as uncharacterized. Bases 1 to 429 code for a protein of 142 amino acids. NCBI's taxonomy places the organism in Eukaryota, Viridiplantae, Streptophyta, Magnoliopsida, Asparagales, Orchidaceae. The record is from RefSeq and is a predicted model, not a curated record. The transcript has a single exon.
AUGGCUUCCUCAAGCAGGGCUAUUGCCAGCCUCCUGUUCUUAGUAGCCUUGAUGAGCCUACUAAUUACUCCAGCGGUCUCCUUUCGUGCUUAUCUAGGCAACGGUGAUUUAUUGGUGCAGAACGACUUCAUUAUUAGCUCCGGCUUGACACUCACGCUGCGCGAUUGUAAGCUCGAAUUCCGUGACCUUUCCUAUAGACUGGUCUGGAAAUCAGACAACAAGGAAGUUGGGAAAAGCUGCACGGCCGGUUUGAAUGGUGAUGGCUUGCUCGUCAUUAAUUCUGGAACAAAAGAUGUCUGGAAAAGCAAAAACAAGAGUGGAGGCACGUUUCCCUUUCUGGUCAUCAUCAAAGAGGACAAGCCCUAUGCUGCAGAGAUCAUAGACCGCAAUAAUGAGGUUCUGUGGUCCAGCAUUAAGGGCAACAAUUAA